AUGGCUGUUCCGAACCCCGCCGGAGAGGUCCUCCUCAUCCCCACAACCUUCUCUUGUCAAAAAAGCCUAGACGAGAUAGCAGCAAAAUACAAGAAGCUUCGGCUUCACGGGCUCCAAGUCGACCCUAAAUCUUUCAGCUCAACUUACGAAGAUGAGUCUCAGUUUUCGCCUGCGACAUGGCGAUCUCGGCUUCUGAACCCGGCCGGCAAGACGUUCGUCUCGGUCACCAACCCUGAUAAUGAAUAUGAUAAUAAAAGCGGUGGCAUUUCAUCUGCAGAGUCCGGAAGCCCAAAUACAUCCUUUCAGCGACUAGUGAGCAGAGACUGGGUCGGAAUUGUCACAAUGUUAGGCCCAGUCCAAGUCUCAAAGCCGAUUGCCGAUAAAGAAACAACUCCUGUGAACCCAUGGGAUGUCUUUUUUAGAGACGGGAAAUACAAUGUUCCGCGGUCCGCUAUAGAAGAAGAUCUCAAAGAUUCGGAAGUUGCCUACUUGGUUGUUGGCAUGUUUGUUCUGCCCGAAGCCAGGCAAAAGGGGCAUGCAUCUCAAUUGGUCAAGGGUUUAAUUCAAGCCGCCCGGAAAGACGCCUGCGCUCGCGGAGUAUCCAAGGCAACCAUUUCGCUUGAGAUCGAACCUGGGAAUGCCACUGCGCAGCGAUUGUAUGAAAGAUUGGGGUUUGUGGUGUGCGACAAGGCGCUUCCGAUGGUAGACAAGCAGGGCAAGACAACAUAUGUGGUUGCGUUAAUAAAGGAGAUCGAUUUGACCUAG
Molecule: messenger RNA, 765 nt
Organism: Penicillium verhagenii
Lineage: Eukaryota; Fungi; Ascomycota; Eurotiomycetes; Eurotiales; Aspergillaceae
Product: GNAT family N-acetyltransferase
Exons: 1
Coding region: 1-765 (254 amino acids)
Molecular function (GO): acyltransferase activity, transferring groups other than amino-acyl groups
Source: RefSeq, a predicted model, not a curated record